Molecule: messenger RNA, 303 nt
Organism: Penicillium antarcticum
Lineage: Eukaryota; Fungi; Ascomycota; Eurotiomycetes; Eurotiales; Aspergillaceae
Exons: 2
Coding region: 1-303 (100 amino acids)
Source: RefSeq, a predicted model, not a curated record
AUGGCCGAUCGGUGGGAAAUGCAGGACACGAAGUCCCUAUCUAGAAAGCAUAACUUCAACGAAGGGCUCGAUGGCAAUGGCCAAGGGAUUCAAGACCCCGUUGAGCCAGGCUCAAAUGAUAUAGAUGAACGAACCACUCAGGAUUACAAGACAGCCAUUGAGCGCAGCAGGGCCUUCGGAGGCGAACGAAUUCGCCACGCAAAGCCCAAGACCAACAAAGGCUACAAGGAAAGCUCGGAUGAGGAGGAUAUUGAUAUCUCCUGGCGGCCUGAUCCGUCUGGCCAUCCGCACAGGACCUUUUAG